UUUUUCUCGUCGCAAAUUGUCAGGAUGGCCGUAGAUCCUCCGACUGUUCGAGAUCUUCCACCUUCAGGUGUUGAUAGCAGUGAUAAUGAUGGAGAGCUUGACAUUGAGGGCACUAUUGAAGUUGAAGAGAGUCAAGUAGUUAGACCUCCGGGCGACAUAAACUCCGCGGGCAACUUGGCACCCAGCAACCGUCACCCUCCAUGGUUGCCAGAACACAUGUACCAUUUCAAGGGUACUGCCAUUGGUCCCACAGACUCAAUGGUCAUCUAUCCUGGAACCAUGAACCUUCCCCAGCAGUCUACAAGAGGAAACAGUCAGACUCAGGAGACUCCUUCCACCACUGUGACUGAUAGAACCCAAUCCACCACCCCCACGUCAUUAUAUGUUCCCAGCACAGGCCAGACAUUUGUGUAUGACAACAACCCUGGCACUUUCUUGGCAAGUGCUCAGCUUGUACAAGAACAACCGGUCAUUAGUGCUCAUUUACUGGAAGCACCAUCACAAUUUUGUGCCCAAACACCAUCUCAACUCUCUGGUUCCGGACGUUUUCUGCCAGAUACAAGUACAACAGGUGGCAAAUGGCUCUGUCUUGCACUGGCAUUGCUUGCUGUAGCUGGUGGCCUUGGAGUGACAGGAAUAUUGUGUGCCAGUGGGGUUUGUGGGAGCAGUAAUAAUGAGGUUCCACCAGCCAAUGCGACAACUGGAUCACCCUCUUAUGUCGAUACUUUGCCUCCACAGGUUACCGAUGUUGGCGACGAGAACCAGACAGCGGAAUUUAUGAUGAUGGCACAAACAGGUGGCAGCACAGAGCAAUUUUCGCCCGCGGGGACUUCUUCAGCACCGGCUUCGCAGGCGCUACAAUCAACUCCAGGAGAUGAUACUCAAAGCCAAACCUCUCUGCUUCCUCAAGUCAAUGAGUCUACCAAUGGUACUUUGCCUCCAUCGCCCCCUUCAAUGUCUCCGUCAGAGAGGGGUGCUGGUGUUCCCCCGGCAUCACCUUCUCUCCUAACACUGGUACCAUCAAUACAGUUGCCUGAAGGCAUUGCAUCCACCCCCCAAACACCAUCUCCAUCCCUACUGAGACGCCCAACUUUGAGGCCUAACACUAUGGUUCCUAUUGGAGAUCUGGCAGCUGCUGCAGAAAGCCCCACCAACAAUAUGGCAACAAGUAUUCAACCAACAAUCAUAUCAGCAACACAACAUCCAACUAAGCUUUCUUCCAAGGUGCCACCAUCCCCUCCGAGGCAAACGUUCGAUCCAGCGUUCAUUCUUACUACAUUGCCUCUCCCAGACCAAACACUCGCCCCAAUCAAUGAAUCAAGUCCAACGCCAACAACUGGAGCCACAUCAUCUCCAACAAUGAAGGCCACAGUACAGCCAAACCCCAGACCCAGACCAACUCCAAGUGCAACAACUGCAAAUCAAAACCCAGCACCAACAAACCAACCUACCACAGAGAAACCAAGCAACAGGCCAACGCCCAGGCCAACACGACUCUCAACCAAUAAUCCAACCCCCCUUCCAACAGCAGUCCCAACGAGUGCGAAGCCGACUCGUGCUCCUUCCCCUAAGCCUACAACUGAGAAUCCAACAAAUGCGCCAAGUCGCGACUCUACCAGGCCACCAACGAUCAAGCCAACAUCAAAUCCCAAGUCCCUUCCACCAACUAGGAACCCAACAAGGAACCCCACUCCUGAGCCUACACGAAGCCCAACUACGCCACCAACACCAAUCCCGACAAGAAAACCAACAAACAAUCCAACUCAAGAACCAACUAGGAAACCUACCCCUGAACCCACACCGAGCCCAACCAGAAACCCAACAAACAAUCCAACUCAAGAACCAACUAGGAAACCUACCCCUGAACCCACACCAAGCCCAACCAGAAACCCAACAAACAACCCCACUCCUAAACCUACUCUGCAACCUACAGAUCCCGCAGCGGAUGACGAUGAUGGUGAAGUUGACUCCAACCUGGGAGACGAUGACACAGGAGACGAUGAUUCAUGAUCUCCUCUCGAUUGACUUAGGUGGUCAGUGUUUCUUUUUGCUUGUUACUUCGUUGCACUAUUUUGAUAUUUCUAGUUGUACUAUUUAUAGAUCCCCACUUUCCUAUUUCUUCUGCACUGCUCUAUUCUUUAUCCGAAACAGUAAACUCCCCUCCCGCUAGUAGACUUGUAUUCUAGUUCAACAAAUAUUAAACAGUGAAACUGCAGAAAAAGAAAUUUGAAACCAACUUUGGGG
This is a messenger RNA of Seminavis robusta, 2244 nucleotides long. NCBI's taxonomy places the organism in Eukaryota, Bacillariophyta, Bacillariophyceae, Naviculales, Naviculaceae. The record is from the annotation of a GenBank genome assembly.